Phalaenopsis equestris is the source of this 996-nucleotide messenger RNA. RefSeq lists its product as uncharacterized. Lineage: Eukaryota; Viridiplantae; Streptophyta; Magnoliopsida; Asparagales; Orchidaceae. The record is from RefSeq and is a predicted model, not a curated record. Gene Ontology annotation, cellular component: chloroplast membrane.
CACGUAUCUCCGGUUGUCGGAGCCGACUUUCUUCCAGCUCAACAUUUCCGACUGCUCCCUUGUUUACCUCAGUAAGGCUUUGUCGGAUGCGUAUUAAGCAUCAGGGAAUGACUUGUAUGGCCACUUAUGCAGCGGGAAGCCCACAACUGGAUGGUGAUGAGAAUCCAUAUGAGGUUCUUGGCGUGAAUCCAAUAGCAGGAUUUGACAUGAUGAAGGCAGCAUAUACAAGGAGGAGGAAGGAUGCUGAGAAAAGAGGUGAUGAAGCAUAUUUGGCCAAAUUAGAGAAGGCAUAUGAUAAAAUAAUGAUGUCACAGCUUACAAGUCGGAAGAAAGGUCUCACGUUUGGGCAAUUCCAGGUCUCAAAGGAUAUCAAGUUUGCUGACAAACAACCAAUUGUACCCUGGGGGCCCAGGUUUUCAAAAUCUAGCAUUAAAGACAUGCGGAUCAAUAUGGCUAUUUCUGCUGCCUUUGCAAUAUGGAUUUUUGUCAAGCGUAAUGCUGAAUGGAGGCCUCUGCAAUUUCUGGCUUUCAUUUUUUUUUACCGCAUUUUUGAGAAGUUGAAAGCUUUUGAACCAGCAGUCUCUCCUACAUUAAAUGAGUAUGGUGAGGAUGAAGGUAGGGGCUUACGCAUGGGAAAACGCAUGCUUCGCUCUCUUUCACUUGUGUUUGGAUGUAUUGCUGUUUCUUCUUUGGGGUACACAGCAAUUUUGAAUUUGAUUGAGUGGCUGGGACAUUACAUACCUGUGUUUUUGUACAACAAUCAGGAAUUGAUUGUUACUAUGGCAGCAUCAAUUAUGCUCUAUAUCAUGGCUUCAUACUACAAAUAAGAACAACUGGAUCAUGGCCUGAUUUGUGAAAUUUUGACUGCAAUAUACAGACACUUUUUCUCUUUGUAAAUUUUAAUGGUUUUGUUGAUUUUGUUAUUCAUUAGUUGUAUAAAUUUUAAUGAUUUUUUUGGUUUUUUUGAUUUUGUGAUGACACAACUAACCUAUGAAA